GAUCGCAACCGUCACGCGGCGAUUGUUUGUUUUUUUAAAUCGGAGAAAAGAAAGCUCCGGUGGAGAGUUGUUUGGGGGAUUCGGAAAUCGGAGAAGAUGAGUAACCAGAAGAAGAGGAAUUUCCAGAUAGAGGCGUUUAAGCACAGAGUGGUGGUGGAUCCGAAAUACGCCGAGAAGACCUGGAAGGUUCUCGAGCAUGCAAUCUGUGAGAUUUACAAUCACAAUGCUAGUGGCCUCAGCUUUGAAGAGCUUUACAGAAAUGCCUACAAUAUGGUGCUACACAAAUACGGUGAGAAGCUGUACACGGGGCUGGUUAAAACGAUGACUUCUCAUCUCAAAGAGAUAUCGAAGUGUAUUGAAGCGGCUCAAGGAGGGAUGUUUCUGGAGGAGAUGAAUAAGUUAUGGACGGAUCACAACAAGGCGUUGCAAAUGAUUCGAGAUAUAUUGAUGUACAUGGACAGGACUUACAUUCCGAGUACACAGAAGACACCUGUUCAUGAGCUUGGGCUGAAUCUUUGGAGAGAUAACAUUAUUCACUCCAGCAAGAUCCAGAUGAGGCUUCAAAACACACUUCUUGAACUAGUACUUAGAGAACGGACUGGUGAAGUUAUCAACCGGGGGUUGAUGAGGAAUAUAAUUAAGAUGCUGAUGGAGUUGGGGCCUUCAGUUUACCAGGAGGACUUUGAGAAUCCUUUUCUUGAGGUUUCAGCCGAAUUUUACAAGGGUGAAUCUCAGAAAUUUAUUGAGUGCUGUGAUUGUGGGGAUUAUCUGAAGAAGGCUGAGAGGCGCCUGAAUGAGGAAUUGGAGAGGGUGACGCAUUACUUGGAUGCAAAGAGUGAGGUCAAGAUUACUAAUGUGGUGGAGAAGGAGAUGAUUGCAAACCACAUGCUGCGACUAGUCCACAUGGAUAAUUCAGGCUUGGUGAACAUGCUUCUAGAUGAUAAGUACGAAGAUCUUGGAAGAAUGUACAACCUGUUUCGUCGGGUUUGCAAUGGUCUCUCAACAAUACGAGAAGUGAUGACUUCUCACAUCAGGGAAACUGGUAAACAGCUGGUUACUGAUCCAGAAAGGUUGAAGGAUCCAGUGGAGUUUGUGCAGAGGCUCUUGGAUGAGAAAGAUAAGUAUGAUAGCAUCAUUAAAUUGUCGUUUAACAAUGACAAGACAUUCCAGAAUGGUUUGAAUUCCUCUUUCGAGUAUUUCAUUAAUCUAAAUACUCGUUCACCUGAGUUCAUUUCACUGUUUGUUGAUGAUAAACUCCGCAAAGGGUUGAAGGGGGUCAGUGAGGAGGAUGUAGAAGUUAUUCUUGACAAGGUGAUGAUGUUGUUCCGUUACUUGCAGGAGAAAGAUGUGUUUGAGAAAUAUUAUAAACAGCAUUUGGCAAAGAGGCUUCUGUCUGGUAAAACUGUCUCUGAUGAUGCAGAGAGAAGUUUAAUAGUCAAGCUGAAGACAGAAUGUGGGUACCAAUUUACUUCAAAAUUAGAGGGUAUGUUCACAGAUAUGAAAACAUCCCAGGAUACGAUGCAAGGGUUUUAUGGAAGCCAUCCUGAGUUAGGGGAAGGGCCUACAUUGACAGUACAGGUUCUGACAACAGGGUCCUGGCCCACUCAACCGAGUGUGACAUGCAAUCUUCCAGCAGAAAUGUCAGCGCUCUGUGAGAAAUUCCGCUCUUAUUACCUGGGAACGCAUACAGGUCGGAGAUUGUCUUGGCAGACAAACAUGGGUACAGCAGAUAUAAAGGCUACCUUUGGGAAGGGCCAGAAGCAUGAGUUGAAUGUUUCCACCUACCAGAUGUGUGUCCUAAUGCUAUUUAACAAUGCUGAUAGACUUAACUAUAAGGAGAUUGAGCAGGCCACCGAGAUUCCAGCUAUAGAUUUGAAGAGGUGUCUGCAAUCCAUGGCCUGCGUGAAGGGAAAGAAUGUUCUUCGGAAAGAGCCUAUGAGUAAAGACAUUUGUGAGGAUGACACUUUUCUUGUCAAUGACAAGUUCACAAGCAAGCUGUAUAAGGUGAAGAUAGGAACCGUGGUUGCACAGAAAGAAUCAGAACCCGAAAAGCAAGAGACUCGUCAGAGAGUGGAAGAGGACAGGAAGCCCCAGAUUGAAGCUGCGAUAGUGAGAAUCAUGAAGUCAAGGAGGACUCUGGAUCAUAACAAUGUAAUAUCUGAGGUUACGAAGCAGCUGCAAUCACGAUUCCUAGCCAACCCAACAGAGAUUAAGAAACGCAUAGAGUCCCUUAUUGAGCGAGAGUUCUUGGAAAGGGACAGUACAGACAGAAAAUUGUAUCGGUAUCUUGCAUAGAGAAUUUGUUUGAUUUUCAUAGCACUGGUAUCUUAAAUUGUACCUUGAUUAGGUUAUGUAAUAUUGUUGUCUGCAAUGUCUAUUGAUUUUCAUGAAUAUCAAUUUGUUGCUAGUUUCAC
Fragaria vesca subsp. vesca is the source of this 2414-nucleotide messenger RNA. Its product is annotated as cullin-3A-like. The coding region runs from base 97 to 2295 and encodes 732 amino acids. Lineage: Eukaryota; Viridiplantae; Streptophyta; Magnoliopsida; Rosales; Rosaceae. Gene Ontology annotation, cellular component: cullin-RING ubiquitin ligase complex. The record is from RefSeq and is a predicted model, not a curated record. The transcript has 2 exons. Gene Ontology annotation, molecular function: ubiquitin protein ligase binding. Gene Ontology annotation, biological process: ubiquitin-dependent protein catabolic process; protein ubiquitination.